Messenger RNA from Acaromyces ingoldii, 849 nucleotides. RefSeq names its product NAD(P)-binding protein. NCBI's taxonomy places the organism in Eukaryota, Fungi, Basidiomycota, Exobasidiomycetes, Exobasidiales, Cryptobasidiaceae. Bases 27 to 809 code for a protein of 260 amino acids. The transcript has a single exon. Gene Ontology annotation, molecular function: oxidoreductase activity, acting on the CH-OH group of donors, NAD or NADP as acceptor. The record is from RefSeq and is a predicted model, not a curated record.
CGCUCAGCAGUUAUACAACGUUCGAAAUGACGAGCGACACGCUUCGUACCAUUCUUGUUACCGGUGCUACAAGAGGGAUUGGUAGGACGUUCGUCGCCAUUCUUCUGCAGCAAACGAACGUACGAGUCAUCGCUGCCGUUCGUCACUUGCAGUCGGCAGACGCAAAAAGUCUCUCUGGUCUUCCACGGGCCUCUGGAACAACAUUACUAUUGGUAAAGAUCGACUCGUCGCAUCGUUUGGACGCACAAGCCGCAUUUGCCUCUCUAAAGAGGGACGGCGUCGAAAAGAUUGAUACUAUCAUUGCGAACGCCGGAAUCGCUCACGAAGGAGCUGAAGUCUCCGAAACAGAUCUUGAUGUGGUCGCUCAGCAAAUGGAGGUCAACCUUAUUGGUCCUUGGGCUCUUUUCAAGGCAUUCAAAGGCCUCUUGCACACGAGCACAGUGCCCAAAUUUGUCGCGUUGAGCACUGAAGUUGCCUCAUUAACGCUUCGCGAUAGCCUUCCACCCGUAAAGCUAUCCGCGUACGGUGCCAGUAAAGUUGCUCUCAACUACUUGGUCAAUCGUUUGGCUGCCGAAGAACCGUGGUUGACAUGCUUCGCCAUUCACCCAGGCGUGGUUAAUACAGCUCUUGGUGAUACGGCGAUCAAAUCCUUGGGCGGCAUCACCAUGGACAAUCUGCUGCAAGACGGUAGAGCAGUAACAAAGGAGGAGGCGGCACAAAGAGUUCUCGACUUCAUCGAAAAGGCCGACCAAGAGACGACAUCUGGCCUUGUCUUUAACUCUUCAGAUGGGAAAGUGAUCCCUUGGUAACGAAUGCGCAUGAAUGGCAGUCUUUAUUUUCUUUUGCCAG